Ramularia collo-cygni is the source of this 783-nucleotide messenger RNA. RefSeq lists its product as uncharacterized. The transcript is spliced from 3 exons. NCBI's taxonomy places the organism in Eukaryota, Fungi, Ascomycota, Dothideomycetes, Mycosphaerellales, Mycosphaerellaceae. The coding region runs from base 1 to 783 and encodes 260 amino acids. The record is from RefSeq and is a predicted model, not a curated record.
AUGAUGGGUCCAAUGAUGGAUCCCCAGUACUAUCAGAUGAUGAGUCUGAUGGGUGGCGGCAAUGGCAUGAUGCCGGGUCGUAGAGCCAUGGGAUAUGGAGCAGCACAGGGACCUGGUGGGAUGCCUUUUAUGCAUAAUAUGAAUUUUCUGAGAAUGGCUCCUCAUGGCAUGCAAGGUUCUCCGUAUGGUGCAGGGAGAUAUCCAUAUCCUCACGGAAUGGGAGCAAGUCCUCUGGGCAACAUGGGAGGGCCGCUGAGUAUGACGGGUGGCGGAUGCUCAAGCACCRUGGGAGGGCCGUUGAGUAUGGCUGGUGGUGGUGGUAUGGGAAUGGGUGGAGGCUACGGCGAAGGUGGAGAGUUGGGCUUCGCGAAUCGUGGCAUGGGGAUGGCGGGCAACACAGGAGGAAUGCCGCCGGGCUGGUGGGACAUGAUGAUGGGUCUCGAAGAUGAAGAGGACGACGAUGAUGCGUAUUGGGAUGAGGAAGGCGAAAUGGAAGACCCCUUCACGUCUUACCGCAAGAGUCAGCGUGGGAGGAGGAAUGGUCAGGGCUUUGGCGGUGGUGUGAGCGAAUUUGGCAUGGGAGGGGACCUCAGUGUUGGAGGCUUUGGGACGAGUGGUAUGGGUGGCCGUCAUUCACGAAGAUUGGGCGACGGCCGGCAAUUUGGUGGCGGCAUCAACUGUGGCGCUGUCAUGCCAAGAGGAAUGGGUAUGGGCAUGGGUAUGGGUGUUAUGGGUGGGUACGGGGGGCAUCGGAGAGGAAUGAUGCCAGGGCGAUGCUUUUAA